GUCCGCCCUGGACCUCGAUCCCGCCCCGAGCGCGCGCCGCGUCGAUGAGGAGCCUGGGCCGGGGGCUGCGCCAGCACCGUCCCCUUCUGGCGUGUGCGAUCGCGAGGGAGACCGCGUGUAUUGGACGCUGCCACGGGGAAAGCGGAGCUUGAAGUCAAUGGCCCAAAAUGACUCUACCACUGGACACUCUCUGCCGUAAAGAAGACGAUCAGACAGGAGGCUGGGAUGAGCAUGCCACUGCAUCAGAUCUCUGCCAUUCCGUCUCAGGAUGCCCCCUCCGUUAGAGUAUACAGAAGUAAGACCAAAGAAAAGGAGAGAGAAGAGCAGAAUGAGAAGACUUUGGGACAUUCCACAAGUCAUUCAAGUAACAUUUCUAAGGCUGGGGGUCCUCCAUUGGCAUCUGCUCCAGUGUCUGCCUUCUCUCGUACUUCUGUCACGCCAUCCAAUCAGGACAUCUGCAGUUCCAGUGGAGUGUUUUCUGAGUGUUGUCAACACAGUCCUGUGCAGUCUGCUGUUGUCUUGAAAGCUCCUCAAUGCCAGAGUUCUCUGACACCAGGGCUCACUGUGACAGUUAUCUGUAAAGACACGUUACAGGCAUCAAAGAGCAAUUCCUGUGGUUCAGAAUGGGUUCAGGCCUUGAAGCCUGCUAAGAAUUCCAAAGACAGAAGAGCCCUAAAGAUCUCAAGGUCCCUAAACGACGUGGGUGAGAAGGUCCAGGACACUUUAGGGAGUUUUGACUAUGUGGAAAGAACUUGCUCUGAGGGCAAACUGAUCCUCCCUCAGGACCCAUGUCUCAGAAUUAACAGGUUCCAUCACAAAGACAGAAGACUCUUGAAUCGCAAACCUCUCAGCAGUUCCAAAUAUUCUUGUGCUUCAUCCCUUUCUGCCAAUCGUUCAGCUGCCUCAGCGGUGGAAGCUGGCAAAGGGGGCAUGCAUGUCCCACUCUUGGAAGAGAAGGCAGACGGCGAGGUGGCAUCCAGAAGCCGGCGGCUGCUUCGGUACCGGUUAUCACUCUCACACAGCUCCAGUACCAGCAGCCUGCACAGGUUCCAUGAGUUAGAAAGCUGCGCAGCUCACCUGCACACUGCCAAGUCCUCCAGUGGUCUGGCGGGAAGCAUGGGCUUCUGCUCUGAUGAAAUGGGAGAUGACGACGUCUUCGAAGACAGCACAUCUGCAAAACUGAAGACUCAGGCUAUGCGCGCACCCCUGUGCUCAGUGGAGAAGGACAGUGACCUGGAUUGUCCUUCUCCCCUCUCAGAAAAGCACCCCCCCAUCUCUCCUGGGUCCACAUCAGGGGAUGCCUGCAGGAUCUGUCACUGUGAAGGGGAUGAAGAGAGCCCUCUGAUCACCCCCUGCCACUGCACAGGGAGUCUCCACUUUGUGCAUCAGACCUGCCUGCAGCAAUGGAUCAAGAGCUCUGACACACGCUGCUGUGAGCUCUGCAAGUACGAGUUCAUCAUGGAAACCAAGCUGAAACCUUUGAGAAAAUGGGAGAAGUUGCAGAUGACAGCCAGUGAGCGAAGGAAGAUCAUGUGCUCAGUGACAUUCCAUAUUAUUGCCAUCACCUGUGUGGUCUGGUCCUUAUAUGUGCUCAUCGACCGCACAGCUGAGGAGAUCAAGCAGGGGCAGGCAACAGGAAUCCUAGAGUGGCCCUUUUGGACUAAAUUGGUGGUUGUGGCCAUUGGCUUUACUGGAGGACUUCUUUUUAUGUACGUUCAGUGCAAAGUAUAUGUGCAAUUAUGGAAGAGACUCAAGGCUUAUAAUAGAGUAAUCUAUGUUCAAAACUGCCCAGAAACAAGCAAAAAGAAUAUUUUUGAAAAAUCUGCACUAACAGAGCCCAACUUUGAAAAUAAAGAUGGACGUGGAAUCUGUCAUUCCGACACAAACUCUUCUUGUUGCACAGAACCUGAAGACACUGGAGCAGAAAUUGUUCACGUCUGAUUGUGUGGAGGGUGUAGUGCUCUUGGACAUCUGUGAACAGCUGAAGGAAAUUGUUUACUGCCAAUUGUGUACUUUUUCUUAUGUCCUCUAAUAGCAUAGACUGGGCAGGCAACUAGUUUCAAUGGCUUCUCUUUUUCUAAACCCUCCUUAGUGAAUCCCCUGGAAAGCCUUCACCGUGGCUGUGCCCAGUUGGUUGGGUUCCACCUCUGCAAGUGUCUGGGAAGAGAAGGUGGAAUAUCUACUGCCAGGACACCAUGAUGGGAUGCUGCCUGACUGGGUAUUUGCUUUUGGUCUUGAACAGAAUGAAAACAUGAAACAUGCCAGGGGAUGGCAGGAGCAGGGUGGUACCAGGCCCUGAUGUGCUGCCUCUUCCAGCUGGCAGCCAUCCCUCCCUACUGUAGAGAUGAGCGUUUGGGAGUCUAGCCAUGAUGAGAGAUUUCCCUCUGUACUCAGGAGAGCCUGGGGAAAUGCGCUCCUUCUGCCAAUGCUGCCACUGCCGUUUCUCACAAGCAGAUGGGCUGUGGUGCUCUGUAUAUGGUGGCAAUUAUUCACUAAGCAAACAGCACUUUAUAAAAAGAGAGUCUUUAUUUUGUAAUAUGUGUGUCCAGUGGGAUUGACAUGGAAAAGAACGUCUCAUUUAGAAACCUUCCCGUCAUUACCCCAAUUAUUAACAUUAUGUUAUAAUGGAUCUACAGCCCUUUUUGCCUUAUAUAUUCUAAGAGAUGUGAUAUAGGCUCUGUUAAUAAAAGGGACUUGUGACUAUAAAGCAGGAUAAACAGGUCUGAUACUUUUUCAUAAUAUUUUGUGGGAAUUAGUGGAUGCCAAGUGGCAAUUUGAACAUAAUUCCUAUGGAUUUGAGCCUGUUUUAUGACGUGUCUUUAUGUCAUAGGCUUGCCUCAGAUGUUUCUUUUUCAGCACUGAAAAAUGCAGGGUUUAUGAGAUCUACACAAAAGGAAGUGAGUAAAUAUAAUAAAACUCAAUGUUUAAGAGCUAUUUCUUUUCAAGUAAAACCUCUCUGCUUUGGCUUCACAUUGAAUGCGUAAGCCCUGGUGCAGAAGAUUACACAGCAAGAGCUGUGAGCACCUGCCACCUCAGCCAGCUUUUCUCCCUGGGAGACUCCUGGAAAACUUCUGGAACACAGAAGCAGCUGGGCUGGAUCUGGGACAGUGGCCAGGGGUGAACAGUAAUUGCCUUGGUGCACUGUCACUGCCUCCUGCCACACCCUCGCCCUUUGAUCGCCUUAACUAGACUGAACAGUUAAUCCUGUAGAGGCCCCUGCCCCCUGUGAUCAGUCUGUUCAGUCAUCAGGGAUUAUGACAGGAUGGUCAUCUCCAAGACCAUUUUCCUAAAGCAAGACCAAAAUCAUUGCUAUCAGAUGACUUUUGUCCCUUGAAAAGUUUGAUUUUUUUUGCCUAGCUUCAUGAGAGUUUUUUAAAAGUCAACUCCAGGAAAACAGGCUAGGAGGGUCUGUACUGUGACAAGAGUAUUCACAGAUACUCAACUCGAGCUCUCUAGGCAACUCCAUCUGCAGAACCUCCUCUGGAGGGUGAAAUGUUUGGGGAUUGUGGGGAGCAGGGGUCUGACCCUCAGUCCUCUGCUCCUUAGGUGCCUCAGACUAAGAGAAUACAGCAAACAGGAUGAUUCCCCUGCCUUUCAAAGUGGAUGCCUGUGGUUUGGUUUGAAUGCCAGGCAGAGACUAGGGCUUCUUGACUCUAGGGUGGCUUUGCCCUGCCAUCUCCUUCCACAGGAGUAGUGGGUCUGGAUUAAGGAACUACUCUGCCAUGGCCUUCCUCUGGCUGGGCAGGUAUAGCUUGUCACAGCCAACCUCUGAAACUAGGUCAGCCUACUGUGUGUGUCUCCCAGGCCACUUCCAUUUGGUGCCUGUGUUCACUGUGCCCCAAAGUGCAAUUACCUACACCCCUUCUCAGCCUGACGAAACCAGGCAGUUACAGACUGUCCACUCAGGGGAGCUGAACCGCGGGGUAGCCCUACCUGUACACCCUAGCAGCUUCUCAGGCAAGGCUUCUUGUCCCUUCCACUCUGACACUGGUGAGUGGUCGAGUGAAUGAAGCCUGGGAUAGAUUUUCGGAGGGGACCCUUCCGCUAUCCCCCUCAGUAGGACCCCUUGUGCUGAACACUGAGAUGUCUAUAGAGAGAAAAGUAUCCUUAGGUAGGAACUGCCCAUGGGUACCUACCCAUUGCAGCUGGUGACCCCUGUGGCAUAGGUACUUUGAUAUUCCCAACACUUAUGUUACUCCCAUGCCUAGCCAGAUUCCCAUGUGAAGUCCUCACCUUUCAUCUCAGCCUGCACCCCCCCACCCCCCCACCCCCCACACACACUACCCUAUGCUGAGCUCCUAGAUACUUGCUUGCUGCCUGUGUAUAGCCUGUCUCCACAUCCUUCCUUCUUGCCUCCCCUAGACUGGCAGACAGCUGCCCUCUUCUCUUUCUCUUUUCUUGCAGUUUCUAGCUGAGCUCCUGGACUCCCAUCUUAGUCCUAGCUGCAAUCUCUACCCACAGAUGGUAACCAUGGCUCGCUAAACCCUGGCAAGAUUGUGUUGCACUGCCAUCUAGUGGGACUGCCGCUCUGCCAGGUGCUCCUUUAGUCGGCCACCUUGCUCUCUAGGUUCUUCAGGAGGUCUUUCUCUCAGUUUCCCCUCAUUUUGUAUCUGGUUUUAGUGGGAGGGUGACACUUGGAUGAGCCUGUAGAAAUGUUGGAUGACCUUGCAGGUCUCAGACCAGGAGAGCUGGUACUUGUAGGCCAGGCCUGGGCGAGAGAUGUCACUCGCAAGCCCUCUCUGAUUUUGUCUUCAACCCCAAUACUAAGUACAACUCCAGGGAUUCCGCCUUUGAUUGCCGACAGUCAUGUGGCUUCUGUGCCCAAGCGUAAGGAUUUUCUGGAAGCGCUGUCAAAGGUCUCUUCUUACUUCAAGCCUCUAAUGUCUCUUCCUCUUUCGCUUCAGUCCCAUUUCCAGUCUUACAUUUCCAAGUGUUCAGGUGCACCUUACCCGACUGCAGACCUCCAUGCCCCUCCAGUUGGGCCAGUUUGGGAUCUUCAGGGAAGGCCUGCGCCGGUUGGGGCAUCUCCUGCUUGCUGCCUGGUGGUAGGAUGCAGGGCUGGGGGAAGCCAGGGAACUGGCGCCGGGGACCAGCCUGGUGCAAAUACACUUUGGAAAUUCUUUCCCUUUGGGUCUGCUCUGAAAUACGCAGCUUCCAUCUCUAGCCCAAGAGAUGACCAAAACAGGGAAGGAAAAAAGGAUUUAUCUUGAGAAGUAAUUAACUUGUGCAGCUCAUCACCCUAUUUAGAUGCAAUGUUUAUUGAAAGGUGAUUGUUAAUAAAAAACCAAAUUUACA
This is a messenger RNA of Sorex fumeus (smoky shrew), 5295 nucleotides long. It is a transcript of the gene MARCHF8, whose product is annotated as membrane associated ring-CH-type finger 8. The transcript has 8 exons. Gene Ontology annotation, biological process: immune response; antigen processing and presentation of peptide antigen via MHC class II; protein polyubiquitination. Bases 226 to 1941 code for a protein of 571 amino acids. NCBI's taxonomy places the organism in Eukaryota, Metazoa, Chordata, Mammalia, Eulipotyphla, Soricidae. Gene Ontology annotation, cellular component: late endosome membrane; lysosome; early endosome membrane. The record is from RefSeq and is a predicted model, not a curated record. Gene Ontology annotation, molecular function: MHC protein binding; ubiquitin protein ligase activity; zinc ion binding.